AUGCGAGAUUGCGACCCCUUCUCUCACUGUCAUCCUGUCAGUGAAGGAAGCUAUGUGAUUGAUCAGAAUCAGAAUCAGAGACAGCGGCUCUCUCGCGAGAAGCGCGGACAGGGAGGGAUAGCUACCAGAACUUCUAGCGAGAGGGAAAUGGUGACUGCUGUUGGUGAUGCUGGUGAUUCGGCCGUCAUGCCCUGUAACUCGUCGAUUUCAGGAGUGUAUUCGUCACAGCGGGUCAAGGGUGGCGUGAUAGUGUCGCCUUACAAGCCUGGGCUUGAGCCUUGA
Messenger RNA from Neurospora tetrasperma FGSC 2508, 282 nucleotides. RefSeq lists its product as uncharacterized. NCBI's taxonomy places the organism in Eukaryota, Fungi, Ascomycota, Sordariomycetes, Sordariales, Sordariaceae. The record is from RefSeq and is a predicted model, not a curated record. Bases 1 to 282 code for a protein of 93 amino acids. The transcript is spliced from 4 exons.